Molecule: messenger RNA, 1269 nt
Organism: Cajanus cajan (pigeon pea)
Lineage: Eukaryota; Viridiplantae; Streptophyta; Magnoliopsida; Fabales; Fabaceae
Source: RefSeq, a predicted model, not a curated record
ACCAUUUGAUUAUUAUAAUCUCACCGUCCUGACAGUGAAAAGAAGAGAGAUUAAAAAUUAAAUGCAAGCACACUCUCCCCCUUUAAAGUUCUCAAUUCUCAUGCAUAUGCUAGAGUAAGGCCUAGGCACAACCUCAGCAUCAUAUUUCAUCUAUCUCUCUCCGUAUCCCAAAAAACAGCACAAACAUGGUUUCUCUUGAACCUAUUCAGACCAACCCCAGAUCUAGCGAUGCACCUUCAAGUCCUAGAAUAUCUUUCUCAGCAGAGUUCUUAGAUGAGAACAACUUCAUCUCCAUCAGUCCAAACGCUGAGUAUGAGAGAGAUCAAGAGAAGGAACGUGAGAGAGCAAGGAAUGCUGAGUUUGAGUUCCUUUCAAACAACUUGAGCAACAACAACAACACAGUGUUAACUGCUGAUGAGCUUUUCUUUGAAGGGAAGCUCCUUCCCUUCUGGCAGAUGCAGCAUCUAGAGAAGCUCAACAAGAUCAACCUCAAAGUCAAAGAGGGAGAGGAAGAGGAGUUGGAGGAAGAAGAGGAGAUAGUAGUGGUGAGCAACAAAGAAGAUAGUAGUAAUAGUAGAGUGAAUUGGUUUGUGGAUGAUGACCCUUCUCCAAGGCCACCAAAGUGCACUGUUCUAUGGAAAGAGUUGUUAAGGUUGAAGAAGCAACGUGCUUCUUCUUUAUCACCCUCUUCUUCAUCCUCAUCUUCUUCCUCUUCUGCAAGCUCACUUGGUGAUGUAGCUGCCAAAGAAGGGAAAGAAGGGUCAAGGAGUAAUAAUAAUAAGGAGCAGCAAGUGAAGAGGGUAAAGAAAGGGUUGGAGAGAACAAGGUCAGCUACUAUUAGAAUUAGACCAAUGAUUAACGUGCCAAUUUGCACACAGAUGAAAAGCAGUGCCUUGCCUCCUCUUUUUCCACUCAAGAAAGGAAAAUUAGAGAGGUAAUUAAAUUGAACUUGAAGAUUGCAUGCCAAGCUUGUGUUUAUUUAUUUAGUCUUUGAUCCUUUUGAAUAAGUUUGUUUAUUUUUGUUUUGGUUAUUAAUUUCUUAUAUUUGUUCCAACCAAUUAUGUUGCCAUGGUAGAUUAGGUGUUAAUUUGGCUGGAUCUGAGAAAUUACAAUGUAAAUUCUGACUUGUAUAAUCAUUGGAUUGUGCAUUCGGCAUUAGUAGAGGUGAGUAGUUACUGGCUAGUUUUGCUUGUAUUGAUUAAUGUACUAGAAAGAUAUGCAGAGUUUCCUCAACAUGCGAGUCCCACAUGGGAAACUGUCAGCCACAUA